Messenger RNA from Camponotus floridanus (Florida carpenter ant), 3039 nucleotides. It is a transcript of the gene PGAP1, whose product is annotated as GPI inositol-deacylase. The coding region runs from base 251 to 2923 and encodes 890 amino acids. Gene Ontology annotation, molecular function: phosphatidylinositol deacylase activity. Gene Ontology annotation, biological process: GPI anchor metabolic process; endoplasmic reticulum to Golgi vesicle-mediated transport. The record is from RefSeq and is a predicted model, not a curated record. NCBI's taxonomy places the organism in Eukaryota, Metazoa, Arthropoda, Insecta, Hymenoptera, Formicidae. Gene Ontology annotation, cellular component: endoplasmic reticulum. The transcript is spliced from 11 exons.
CAAAUUUAAUCUUCAAUCUUUAGUUUUCAAUGCUCGAUGUAAAGACGUACCAAAUUACACACAAAACGAACCAUGAAAGAACAGACCUGCGGAAUAUUGCUGUGUAAUAUUGCUAUACUGCGCAUAAUCAAAGUUUCAUUCGAACUUGUGUUUUUUUCAACAUCUGACCGGAUUGUGUUGUAACCUUCAGGGAUUUCGACUUUGGCAUUAAUUCGAUAGAGAUCUGUCUGGUGAUCUAGAAACACUCGAGAUGGUUUCAAUAAAAUGGAUAAUGAUAUAUGGUUCGCUAGUGCCAUUUUUUGCAAUGAUCUCUGUGCUCUACAUUCUCGGAGUCGCAAGAUACGUCACCGAUUUUGAAGAGAAUACAUGCGAGAUGACAUACAUGUUCGAAUAUCCGCAAUAUGUGAGAAUAUUUUUAAACGAGCAUAUAGAAGAGAAAUAUCCGCGAUAUGAACUAUAUGCCUAUGGAGAAGGUUUUGUGACAGAAAAAUUGAGGAGAAAACACUUUACUGGAAUACCAGUUCUUUUCAUACCGGGCAAUGCUGGAUCUCCUGAACAAGUACGUUCCAUUGCUUCAGUAAGUAUAAGGAAAAGCAAAAAGACUCCUUUCAGCUUUGACUUCUUCACUGUUUCUUUCAACAAGGAUUAUUCUGCAUUGUAUGGAGGUGUGCUUAUGGACCAGACUACGUAUGUUGCACAUUGUAUAAAGACAAUAUUAGCUCUGUAUCAUGGUAAGGUGGAUAAUGUUGUGCUGAUUGGUCAUUCUAUGGGUGGAGUCAUAGCGAAAGGAGCUCUCUUAUUAGCGCCAAAUAUGAAUGCUUCAUUUGCAAGUAUUAUAAUAAAUUUAGCUACACCACAUACUCCAGCCUUAGUUCUCGAUAAUGUCUUCGCCAAUUAUUAUAAGGAAUUGGAGAAACAUUUGUACAAACUUAAGGAUGCAGGAGUGAAAGUAAUAUCAAUCGGAGGUGGACCGCGUGACAUACUCGUAACCGCCGCACAAACUUACGAUCAUACAGCAGAUAUAAAUGUUCUUUCUACAAGUGUACCAACUGUUUGGAAAUCUACAGAUCAUUUAAGUAUUUUAUGGUGUAAGCAACUGGUACUUGUAAUCGUACGUGCACUAUUUGAUGCUGUUGAUCAUGUGAAAAAACCAUUUAAAAUUACAUCGAGUCCUGAUUUAAAAAUGCAGGCCCUAUCUUAUCACUUCUUACAACAUAGUUCAGGCAAGAAGUUGUAUCAUUAUAAGGAAAAAGUUCAGUUUGAAAACAAUAGCGAAUGGAUAAACAUUCCAUCUCGACAGUAUGUCUGGAACAAGAAGAAUGGAUCUAAAAAAUUUUCUACCAUAUAUCUCGUAGUAGAAUUAUUUGACAAAUCCGAUUCUCUAACUAUUGAUGUAAUAAACUUGGAAAACAAGGAUUGGCUGUUUAUGUGUAAAAAAUCCAUGAAACAAGAUAAAAGAAUUUGUGAGUGGGGUUGGAAUUUGACGAAUAACACGAGAAUUUUAAUCGAUCCUUUACAUCGUCCAAGAAAAGCCGUUGAUUUAGAUUUGAAAGAAAUAAGUUAUCUUGGUAUGACGCAUAUCAUCGUAAGGAUAACUCCAGAAGAUUUGAAUAGACAUCUUGCAGUCAGCUUUGAUUCCUAUUAUUAUAAGAAUCGGGUUGAAUCUUUAAAAAAUAAAAUCUUUCAUCCUAAAUAUCUUUUCGGUUUCUAUGGAUCUAACUUGAUUGAAACUGUCAAGGGAAAUAUAAGAUAUUAUGUAACGCUUCCUAACAUUAUGGAUGUAGUUACAAUUGAAAUGAAAUCGACGGAUUGUGUCAAGCAUUAUGCUGUUGUUGAAUUGCUCGAAUCGUGGAGUGCAGGAUCGACCCAAUCGAGAUUUUUCAUGAAUAUGGAUGAUGGUCCAAAAUCGAUAAAAAUGCAAACUCUCUACGGACGUCGCAACGAAACGGCAAAUUUAAGAGUAACAUUAGAUCCAGAAUGUAGUUACGCGAUUAAUAUUCAACCUGGAGGAAUCAUCGAUAAGAUCUCUUGUAGAAUACGGGAUCGUUGGCCGUUGCUUUACAUGACAAUUAUCAGCUUACUUUUACUGUUUAUCUCUAUAAGGAUACGUAGUACAGACAAGCUACAGGCAGUAAUUGUUACUAUAAUAUUAUCUUUUGUUUUCAAUAUUACUUAUGAAGCUUGCAUUGCUUUAUGUAUUAUCAGCAUAUCUGCCAUUGCUGUAUGCUCUUGUGUCAUAUUUCUGGGUUCUGUCGCACAUGGAAUAGCUGUCAAAUUUUUAGCACGUGCAAUAACUUUCUCAACAACAUGGUCAGAUUGGUUAUUGAAUGGUCUAAAUCAACUGCCGUUUAUCACAACUAUUCUCGUAUUAUCCCUAAUUCCAGCAACAUGCGGAGCUCUGGCUAUGGUCGUUUCAGUAUUUCUAUAUUUUUUGAAAUUAACAAGGAUGUAUGAAGAUUAUUUGGAGGAGAUAUUAAUGACCUCGCUUCAGCAUUUCGAUUGGUUUAAACGUUUCAAGAAUAUAAGAGAAGAAAACACUAAAAGCCCCUGUCAAGAAAUAUAUAAUCAUCUUAUCUUGUUCCUAUUGUGGACUUUUACUGCAAUCCCAGCAAUUCCAGCUGUCUUAGUUUGGGCAAAAAAUUUCAGCUACGACAUGAGACUCACUUCAGAAGACCCUGUAUUUCUAACAAGUUGGAUAGUACUAACUGCGUGUAGUACAUUGGGUAUUGUACAUAUCUAUCCUACAGAUGACGGAACUCGUUCGCUUAUAUUAAGCAGCAUAUUACGUCUUACCAGUUGGGUCGUUCUUUCCAUGACAGGAGCUCCGCGUCCAUUCUUUUAUCAUUGGUAUAUGCCACCUAUUACGGCCACAAUAGUAGCAAUCCUCACACUAAAUACUGUAAUUCCUAAAAACCUAUCUUAAAAGGUAAUAAUUUGCAGAAAUAUUAUAUUUAUGCAAUUCUUCUCACCAUCCAUCAAUAAUUUUGUAUAAAACAAUUUGAAUCAUGCCAUCAUAGCCAUGACUGUUAUUUAAAAUUU